Messenger RNA from Setaria italica (foxtail millet), 1356 nucleotides. RefSeq lists its product as uncharacterized. Gene Ontology annotation, biological process: endoplasmic reticulum to Golgi vesicle-mediated transport; retrograde vesicle-mediated transport, Golgi to endoplasmic reticulum; intracellular protein transport. The coding region runs from base 1 to 1356 and encodes 451 amino acids. Lineage: Eukaryota; Viridiplantae; Streptophyta; Magnoliopsida; Poales; Poaceae. Gene Ontology annotation, molecular function: protein binding. The transcript has 9 exons. The record is from RefSeq and is a predicted model, not a curated record. Gene Ontology annotation, cellular component: COPI vesicle coat.
AUGGCAGUUUCUGCAGAAGCAUCCCAUUCGCAGCUGCAGGGAAUAGCAAAUAACGAAUCCAAGGGACCUGGAGAGGCAAGCAGCACUGAGGCAAGUAGUUUAAUCUCCAAGGCGGCAGAAGACGUGGUGUCAUUAUCUGUUUAUGCGGCACCAUCCUCCCAGCAGCACCACCAGCCGCAAAUAAUUAGUGUACUCAGGGGACCAGGAGAGAAAAGUAUUGAGGGCAACGGUUUCGUUCGUAAUUUGGUGGAUGACGACGAUCAGUCCGUUUCUGCCUCAGCACCACCAUCCCCACUGCAGCAAAUAAACACCAUGCCGGAGGGACUAAGUAACAAGGGAAACAGUUUUGUCCACGGCCUAGUUGAUGACGCGGAGUCCAUAUCUGUAUCUGGACCAUCAUCCCCAUUACAGCAAAUACCCGAUGUAGGCAAGGGACCUGGAGAGACAAGCACUGAUGAUGAGAUUGGCAAGCGGCUGGAUGUCUAUCCUCGGCAACUCUGCUUCCCCUUCGAGCCAAACAAGCUCAUCCGAUGUGCAGUGACCCUUACCAACAGAACAGAAUAUUACGUUGGCGUCUGGAUUACACUGAGCUAUCCAGAUAGACGCUUGGGCUUUGGUUUUCCUAUUAUGUGUGGGAACGAGUCUUUCCAAGACACGUUCUCGUAUUUCUCUGAAAUGAUGGACCCACAUUCCACUUUGGCCGUGCCUAUGACAAUGAAGGAGUUACAGAGGCUGCCACUUUUGAACACAGGCAAGUUUGUUGUUCUGAUGAUCGUCAUGAGACAGAAGGAACACAUCGAAAAGUUGAUGAAGGCAUCCAACAUGGAGAGCGAUCUUCUGAAUGGAGCUCAGGAGUUGGGGGCCAUGGUGAACCGGGUGGUACUAACAGCUUCCAUAGGUGACCCAGCAUGCUGCCAGGCAGUGAUUGCCAACUACAAGUUCAUGCCAAAGCGGACGUCAUUUUGCGACAUUCAAGCCAUCACAGACGUGCACCCCACCAAGACAUGGUUAUUGGCGAGUCAGAAAGGAGGUAGUGUUUCCAUUUGGAACUAUCAGACGCAGCUCUGGAAGAUUGAUUCUUCGGAUCCUGUCACCACGAUGGAGGGGAUGAAGAAGGCCGGUUAUCUUUGUGAUGAUACUCAGUGGCACACCAUGGUUACAACUAAUCACCUGCAGACCAAAGACAAAAAAAGAGCAUUGAUAUGGAAUUUACAGACAAAGGAAUGUGUUCACAGACUUGGCCUGAGCGGCUGGGACAUAUACGACAUGGCAUGCCACCCAACACUUCCAAUAUUGGCUACUAGCCAUUCAGAUGGCAGCAUCGUUUGUUUGUGGGAUACCAGGGCCUACAGGUAA